Suricata suricatta (meerkat) is the source of this 333-nucleotide messenger RNA. RefSeq names its product TRPC5 opposite strand (gene TRPC5OS). Lineage: Eukaryota; Metazoa; Chordata; Mammalia; Carnivora; Herpestidae. The transcript has a single exon. Bases 1 to 333 code for a protein of 110 amino acids. The record is from RefSeq and is a predicted model, not a curated record.
AUGGGGUCUGUGUCAAUCCCUAUGCUGAUUAGUGGCAUUGCUGAUUGUAUUGCCCAGCUAAUAAGAAUAGCUGAAGAGCUUUUACAGCUGCUUGCGCAAGAACAAAUGGCUUGUGCAGAGCAAAAUGAUAGAGCCGAAGAGAUGGCAGGAGCUGCAGCUCCUCCUGAGGAAGAAGAUACACUACCAGACCUUGCUGAGUUCUCAGACUUAGAAUCAAUACUUGCACCAAGACAAGAUGAAGACCUAAUCGUUGACAUAGAUCAAGCAAUGUUAGACGUAGAAGAAUUACAAGAUGUACUCUCUAGCAUAAACGAAGACUUAAGAAGUGGAUAA